This is a messenger RNA of Thunnus maccoyii (southern bluefin tuna), 1272 nucleotides long. It is a transcript of the gene copz1, whose product is annotated as COPI coat complex subunit zeta 1. Gene Ontology annotation, cellular component: COPI vesicle coat. Lineage: Eukaryota; Metazoa; Chordata; Actinopteri; Scombriformes; Scombridae. Gene Ontology annotation, biological process: intra-Golgi vesicle-mediated transport; retrograde vesicle-mediated transport, Golgi to endoplasmic reticulum; intracellular protein transport. The transcript is spliced from 9 exons. Bases 16 to 672 code for a protein of 218 amino acids. The record is from RefSeq and is a predicted model, not a curated record.
ACAUGUUUGUUGGUGAUGUGGAAGUAUCAUGUCCUCCUUUUAAUCAUAUUGUUGACUCUGGUCGGAUGGCUUUUUGACUCUUUCAUCUCAUGUGUAGCGUCUCCACUGCCGACCCCGGGAGAGUUUGGUGUCACAACUUCAAUUUUUUCAGUUGUUGAACCAUCCUUGUAUACUGUCAAAGCAGUUCUCAUUCUGGACAACGACGGAGACAGGCUUUAUGCCAAGUAUUAUGAUGAUACAUACCCGACAGUGAAGGAGCAGAAAGCAUUUGAGAAGAACAUAUUCAACAAAACACACAGGACGGACAGUGAGAUAGCGCUACUCGAGGGCCUCACUGUUGUCUACAAGAGCAACAUAGACCUCUUCUUUUAUGUGAUUGGAAGUUCACAUGAAAAUGAGCUUAUGCUUAUGGCAGUUCUAAAUUGCCUCUUUGAUUCUCUCAGUCAGAUGUUGAGAAAAAAUGUUGAGAGGAGAGCUUUGUUGGAGAAUAUGGAGGGGCUCUUCCUUGCUGUGGAUGAAAUUGUAGAUGGAGGGGUGAUCCUAGAGAGUGACCCGCAACAAGUUGUGCAUCGUGUGGCUCUCAGAGGUGAUGAUGUGCCUUUGACCGAGCAGACCGUCACCCAGGUUCUUCAGUCUGCCAAAGAACAAAUCAAGUGGUCGCUUCUACGAUAGAGUCACCCUUCUACCAGUCUACCAGUGAGCCGCUGUACAGCCCAGUCUUCAUGGCACUGAUCCACAUACUCCUCUUCCUAUGAUUUCCACUCCUUCAAUCAAAGCUGUGAGGAGUACCACUGGCUGAGUCAGUCACACUCCCAGGACUACUGCUUGACAAAAUUUCAUUUUUCUAUUUUUUUUUCUUUAUCCUUGUUGCACAGGCUUGCAUUGUAUGACAUAAUCAACAGGAGGAAAAGAUAUGGUGUACAUUCCAUACCAGGGCUGGCCUGUUUUGUUUGUUUGUUUCUUAAUUACAGAAUCCGGGUGUUUAUUAAACCAGCAUAUCUCUAUAAACAUUGACAAACUUAGCAUGUGACAACAUUCCAUUGUCUCUAGGAGCAAGAAUUUUAUCUGUUUGACAGCAUCCUGCCGUCUCCUCCAGAUUACUGUACAAAGUAUUGAAGCACUAUAACUCAUUUAAUUUACAUGAAUAUUGUGGUUAUAAAAUGUACAAUUAGUACUGUAAUCAUACCACUGAUUGCAGAGUUAUGUUUUGCAUUUAUUUUGUCCGGGGACCUUUCAUCAUCAGAUACUUUUAAUAAAUGUUUGUUGACACUG